AUGGCUCUGACAUAUUCUGUGUCGAGCAGCAUACAAUUGCUUUUGCUGUGGGGUCUGCUGUAUUCCAUUGGGCUGUUGCUUCACAGGCUCUUCUUUCAUCCUCUCAGAAAGAUCCCCGGACCUUGGUGCGCCGCAGCGACUAGCUGGUACGAAUUUUACUAUGACGUUGUUCUGGACGGUCAGCUCGUCAGGCAAUAUCCGAUUCUGCACGAGAAAUAUGGGCCUGUAAUCCGCAUCUCUCCCGACCGCAUACACGUUAAAGCAACUCAUUUCGUGAACAGGGUUUAUGCGAAUAACAGCCGAUACCUCAAAGACUCGGGUUUCUACCAGGCUUUCGGCACAUUGAAAUACUCCAUUGUCAUGCUUAUUGACCCGGAAGAGCACAAGCAGCGAAGAAACACCGUCAAGUCCCUUUUCUCGACCAGACAGAUGGAUCAGCUGGCUCCUUCGAUUUUGGAUGUUGUCAGGAGAGCUAUGAAUAGGGCACGGAGAUCUUACGACGGAGGAGCCCCGCUGAACAUUCAGGCCUUGUGGUCAUCUGUCACAGUUGACACGAUCAUGUCUGUUCUAUUUGAUCGACAAAUGAACUUCGUGGACUCAGACGAGGAGAUGCCCCCUUUUCUGGACGCCAUGACGAAAUUCGCAGACAAUUUUCUUCUCACGAAACACUUUCCCCUGAUGAACCGCCUCGCCGUUGGCUUGCCAAUGAGCAUAGCUGGUAUGAUAAUACCAGGAUUCGCGGCUUUCCGAAAGCAAUGCUCGGAAUGGAUUGGAGAAAUCGAAGAUAAGCAAGCUAAAGGCCUGACAACAGCGUCUGAUGGACGGCCCACUUACUUUGAUCUGCUGCUACGCUCCAAUGCUAAAAUGCCCAAUGGGCUGAACAGAGAGGCGCUUGUGGACGAGACUUUUGUGCUUUGCUUUGCUGGUACCGACACCACAGGUAUUGGUCUUAGUCUCGGGACCUACUAUCUUCUGAAGAACCCUGAGAAGCUGAACAAGAUGCUCGACGAGUUGAAGACGGUGAAGACAAAUGCCGAGGGACUUUUCGAGUACCGCGAACUUUGCAAUCUCCCAUACCUGAGAUUCUUCGCUUGUCUUCACCAGUCCCCGGAAUUACUCCUCGCAGAGUUCCUGCUGGAGGUGUAUACGUCGCUGGUCAUUUCCUUCCGGAAGGGAACCAUCCACGACAACCCGGAUAUCUUUCCGGAGCCAGAAAGGUUCAUCCCAGAGCGUUGGCUCGGAGAGAAUGGAUGGGAGCUAGAGAAGUGGUUCGUUCCCUUCAGUAAAGGGACACGUGCUUGCAUAGGAUUGAACGUCGCUUAUAUGGAGAUGUAUCUCUGUCUUGCCAACUAA
Molecule: messenger RNA, 1353 nt
Organism: Colletotrichum aenigma
Lineage: Eukaryota; Fungi; Ascomycota; Sordariomycetes; Glomerellales; Glomerellaceae
Gene: BOT1-0
Product: Cytochrome P450 monooxygenase BOT1
Exons: 8
Coding region: 1-1353 (450 amino acids)
Molecular function (GO): iron ion binding; monooxygenase activity; heme binding
Source: RefSeq, a predicted model, not a curated record